AUGGAGAUAAUGGCAACAAAGACAUCAAAGCCAUGGGGUACAUCCAUGUGCAGUGAGAUAGAAACUAUGUACUUUCCCAAGAACAUACGCAAAAUAUGAAUUAGAUACAUAUAGAUGUGUGGUUUAAGGGGUACAAAGUUAUGGAUACUAAGCUUAAACUAAUCACCACCCUUUCCCAAGGACUACCUCAAAUUGCUAUUUUUAAAAGCCAAUUUUCCUAUAACAUUGACGUUUCGGAACUACUCUUGGUAGCAGGAGAAAAAAAAUAAAAUCCGGUAGGUUGGCACAGCCAGCCUCUUUAAUAGCCAUUGGACAUUGUUUCGCCUCUCGGCGGCGCUGAUGCGUGCCAGACAGCAAAGAGCGGACAGGCUUUGUGAGGACUUAUGCCGGGAAAAUUAAGUGUAAUUCGCGUGAAUAUGUUACUAUUUGUGUCGAUACAGAAGGUGCUUCAACCAGCAAAAAAAGGAGGAAAGAGGUCAGGCAGUGGAAGGAGAGCUAUACUGGAAACAAUACAGUUUUUCAAUAAUCGAUACCCGAAGUCUAAUACUACGCGAAUGAUGGACUGCGGAUGAUGUUUUUCCGCGAACUCGCGCCUUCGGCAACUUCGGUAGAUAUAGGCUCUGGCCAAUGAAUCUCUUAAUUCUAGUAAGAACCCCUAUCACUACCAGUUAACAAUAAUUCCGCUUCGAUGCAAAGUCUGAAGAAAUUUUCCUUUUAAACGGCAGAAAGGACUUAUAGCUUUCAGACAUGAUAACAGCUUGAAAACAAGAGUUGAAUUAAAAAGAAAAAACAACAAUCUCUCUGCCUUUCGGUGAGAACUAAUCUUGGUAGACUUGAUAACAAAUAAGUGAUUUCGGAAUUGUACGAAACUGCACAGUGUGCUUUUAAAAUCAAUUGGUUUUGAAAUUGUUAAUUUGGGUAACGAGAAGAAGUCGACAUGAAGUGUCAUCAAUCUCGCGCCUUCCGCUCUAGUCUCAAAUUACUUUUUCUUUUUAUCUCUGAAAGUUUAAAGAAUACUUUAAUUGUAGUAAGAACCCCUAUCACCAUCAGUGAACAAUAAUUCCGCUCCGAUGCAAGUGAACUCUAAAGAAAUUUUCCUUUUAAACGGCAGAAAGGACAUAGCUUUUAGACAUGAUAACAGCUUGAAAACAAGAAUUGAAUAAUAAAAACAAAACAAUCUCUAGCUUUGGAAAGAACUAAUGUAAGUAGACUUGAUAACAAAUAGUUGAUUUCGGAACUGUACGAAACUGCACAGUGUGCUUUUAAAAUCAAAAGUGGUUUUGAAAUCGUUAAUUUGGGUGACGAGAAGAAGUUGACAUCAAUCUCGGGCCUUCCGUCCUAGUUUCAAAUUACUUUUUGCUUUUAUCUCUGAAAGUAAAAAAGGAAAAAAAAAAAAGAAAAAUACCAGAAGUUGAUAGAUCUUUAUUUAUUUUUUUAAGAAGAUAUUGAAUUUUCAGGGAAUCGAAAACACAAUUUUUUUUUUCCUUCUGUAAUACCUUAAUUGGUAAUAAGGCGCCGUGUCGUCCAAUUCGGUCUGUAAUCAUACUUGUGAUAAACGAAUCGGACUCCCGCUGCACGGUCGAUCGAUUUUGUUAUCACUCGUAUAAUUACAGACCGAAUUUGACUCCACUCAGUCCCAUUACCAUUACUAACCUCUUUUUGGGUACGGUUUUUUCCUUACAGUUAAAAAAAAAAAAAAACCACAUAAAACAUAUGACAUAUAUAGGCAUGUUAUUGAGUAACCUUUCAAAACGCUUAGUACGAAAAAUUCGGAGGACUUGGUGACUUCUAUUGAAUUAAUAACGCUGUCUUUGACAAAAUACAUUACAAUUUAAAGAAUCAACCGGUUCAAUCUCAAGUUUCAUUGGCUGAAAGAAAGACAAGCAGUUUUAGUCGAAAAGCAAAAAAUUUUGUCUUGUCGUAAGAUUAGUUUUGCUAUUAUUUAUUUUUGAGCGGAGAAUGAUGAAGGGGAAUGAGUAGGAACCUUUCUUUCUUGGGAAAUCGAUUUUUAGACUUUAGUGCUAUUAGGCAGAUGUUAUUAAUCAUUAAUUAACCUGCCUAGACGAUUAGAUUUAAAUAAUGUAGUUUCCCCCAAUGGAUUGAGUACCUAAAAGAUAAGGUGACAAACACGUUUCGUUGGCGCCACACCAAUAGAUAGCCUCCUAGAAAGAAAACAACAAAUUGAACCCCGCGUAUUAUUGGUUGGAAGAGAAUCACAAAGGCUCGAUUAAAGUGGAACACGUUCUAAAACAGGUUUUCAGAUCAGCUUGCUAAUCUCGCGUGAAGUUGGUACAGAAUCCAAUGUGCGUCAUGGAAAAUACGAUCUGUCCUCUUCUGUCUCUGUUCCUUCUGUUGUCUGCCUCUGUCUCGUCUCAAGGUUAGUUUUUCCAGAGCCUUAUUUUGAGUGAAGGAUGGUGAGGGUAAAUUAGUAAUAUAUGCAGAACGAUUCUCAUUAAUCACACUUGUCGGUUAACACCUGUCAUUUCUCUAAAUUAGACAUAAGUUUUCUUAUCUUCACCAUAGAAAUCCCUUUAUUCGCAGUUUAAAACCUCCAUAAAUUCCUUUACUUCCUAUCGGAUAAAAUUAUGGGUGGAUCGAUGUCUUCAUUUUCUCUCAAUUCAUAUGGGUUCGUGUAAACAUUUGUCCGCAACUAAUUACCUACCAGAUUAUAAAGCUAAAAAAUCAUCAAGAACAGAGGUCAACAUUUGACGGAAAUUGAAAGUUUAGAAGUCAUCAAAAUCGAGCAAGUUCGCUGGCUGUAUUCUGAAAGAUUUGUCAUGUUGUAUUCUGAAAGAUUUGUCAUGUUGUAUUCUGAAAGAUUUGUCAUGUUGUAUUCUGAAAGAUGUGUCAUGUUGUACGUGAAAUCGCUAUUGCCAAUUAAUCGAUAACCCGAGGGUAAUUUACCUAAACCAACCAUUGCAAGAUAUUCAGUUCGUUUAAUCAAACCUUGUGAUAAAACAGAGGCUUCUAGAGUAGAGCUCAGAGUUUAGGCUUUCAUAGCUCAUGUUUUUAUCGUCUCGACCAUGUCACACUUCAUCACAAUGAACACAAACGGUAGAUCGCCAAAUAUCACGCAUUAAAUUUUUAUCACAGAACCACCAACCAGUCGACCGUUACUCUUAAACUAAUCGCACCACAAGAAUGCGCACUGAAAUGAUAUUUAAAAAAACACAAAAAAUGCCCUUGGAAGAGGGGUAUGUAUGGGGGAUCAGUAUUCUCAGUUUAUAUUGUUAUGUAGCAUUUAGUAAGUUUCUAAUUAAUAAGUCAGUUAGUUAUAGUCAGUUCAGUAUGAUUUAAUUUUUCAUCUAUAUUUACAACGUAUUUACGGUAUGAAUUCGAAUUCCGAAGUUAUUAAGGUUUGAGCUGUCGUGAUAAGUUUACAAAGUGUCACAGCCUCAAGUGGACGUGCUUAGUUUGUUCACUGAUCUUGCUUUAGACUUAGCCGAAAGUUCUUGUUUUGAUGAACGCAGUCAGAUGUUGAUUCAGUUUAACGAAAGCAUCAUGAUUUAAUACUUUGUUUUUCGGAUCGAAAGUCUUGUGAAAUUGUGUGGUUUAGCGUUCUAAAAACAAGUGUUUGAUUUCUUAAGGUCAGCCAGCUAGCACGCCCACCCAUAUCUGUCAGUUGUGAAUAUAUGAGCCUGUUCUUUACAGUUUACUUAGAAGAGAGUGGCAAGAAGAGAGAAAAAAUAAUAUAGAAAAUAGAGAAAAGAGAAGACUAGAAGAAUGUAGACAGCGUGCAAAAGAGUAGAGUCAGAAUUCCGUAGUUGAAGAAGAAGUAUGCAGUGAGAAUCAAAGUUUGAGGGCUAUGAAAAUUAACCAGAGUUACUCAAAAUGCUAAUGUAAAAGACCAUUCAAUCAUGCAUACCUCAAGCAAGCAAAAAAAACUUCUGUAAAAUGACACCGCUAUUCCAAAUUCCAAAAGAAGAUGAUUACGAAGAACCGAGUAAUAAUAGAACGAUUUCUCUACUGCCUGUUUUAACUCUCAUUUUAUGUAAAGACUCCCAUUCAAUCAAAGCGGAGAUAAGGAAUGGCUCUCAACUGAAAAUUCAUUAGUGUCUUUUAUGAAUGCUUCCUUACGAGCGAUUGACCAGACUGUAUCUAUGUAAGUUAUCAACCGGCAAUCGGUGAGAGAUACAAAACCGAGGGCUACGUGGAUGACAUCAAGCUACUUUUGCCUUACAAGGUUGGAGCAAACCACAUCAUCCAUAACGAUUUACAUCUAAGCCGUAAUUGGUCUUUAAAAUUGUCUUUGCUCAACACGGAAAAGACUAAGCUUGUGGUCUUUGGCAGUCUCCCGACGAACCGCGGAUUACAGAGUUCCAAGCUCUCGUGCUCGGAAAGCAACUCAUGAUAAUAAUAAUAAUGAUAAUAAUAAUAAUGAUGAUGAUGAUAAUAGUGGUGAGAAUAAUAUAGGAAAGGACAGAUAUCUGACCGAUCUGAUAACAAAUAAACAUUCAGUCAGUUAAAACCGCUACUGGCCAGAAAUCAUUCCAUCGAAAGAUAGGGAACGUAAGGAAUUCAUUUGAAAAAGAUUCACAACUGUUUAAAGGUCCUACUAAUUUAAGCAAAUUAAAAAAAAGGGUUUAGCUAUUUUUGAAAUCAAGACUAAUUGCAACAUUGGAAAACCUUUUUGCGGGAUUGUGCAAUAAAUUUUCAUUCAAAUCAAUAAUACCUGCCCUAGAGCAUUGUUUUUUUUCAUUUCGCCGCCCAAAUUUUCAAUCUAAGCCUGCAGAAGAAUGAUAAUAGCCACCUGGAAAUUGUGUAGAAUAAAUAAAAUCAUCUAAUUUUCUUCAAUUUUAUUACAGUGCUGAGGGCAAAACAUAUUUGGCACAUCUUAUAAAUUUAGCGUCAACUAUAUCAGCAAAUUAAAGGCUUAUUUCUCUCCGUUUAGUUUCUUCCUAAAUCUAAAUCUAGAUCUAAGAAUAUUUUCAGACGGGUGCCACUGUUCGUUAAAUUUAUUCAUUAAUCAUUAAUUGCCUUUUAAAGAAGACGAGCGAAGUCAUUUGAAUAAUUAAGUCUCACUCUUUGAAUAAAAUUCAUAUUAGCACCGAUAGUAAUUGUUUUUUAUUUAUUUUAUUUGUUUUAUUUUUUUUUCAAUAUUAUGAAGAAGCAGCAAAAUUUUAUUAAUAUUUCACUGGUCAAACGGAAAUGGAAAAUUUUUGUUGAAUAGAAGAUUAUGAAGAGUGUUCACAUAAGUGUUCACCUCCCUGAGGAUUUUAUUCUCGGAAAGUGUUCCGCACCAUGAAAAUUUUACAUUCUAUGUGUGUUCUGCUAUUGUUAAACGGUAUCGUGACUGCCUUUGUCACAUCGCAAGGUUAGUCUCUGUAAUCACUCCUCUCUGAUUGAAAAAAAAAGUGUUAGGGAUUUUGAUCUUCCAUAAUCACAUCUAGCCCAAAUAUCUGCUAUUUUUAAGAGGAUAUGUCUUGUUAGUUUUUUAUCUUCAUUAUCAAUACAAUUUCGCUUAGCUGCAUCUCGGCAUGAAAAUCAUCAUUUUGAAAACCAAUUUCUUUAAAUUCCUUGACCAAGUCAAUUUUAGGUGGAUAAAUCGAUGUACAGAAAGAGUCUUUUGCAACAGUAAACAUAAGAAGUGACAGGUUAUGCAGUAAAAUUGCAUGUGCUUUCAAGUUUCAUCUAGUCUCUAUCUGUUUUAGUAUGUACUGGAUUCGUCCAAGAGGAAGCUUCAUAUCGUGAAUGUUGUCGUCUGAAUGAAUGCAAAGACUCAUCCUUUUAUUGCGCUGCUCCUCUAAUGUGUCCACUGUAUCGGUUGGCUUGGUAAUAACCAUGAUCUCCGACAAAAAGUCGAUUAAUCUGUCAUGGUUAAGUGAGAGACACAAGUUAUCAACUCAACUCAAUAGCUUUUGAGUAGUGUUUAGAAGUCCUACCAAGAGGUCCCUUAGCGGUGCAGUCGUUAAAUAGUUCUUUUUGGGCCGAGAGUUCACCGAAUUGAGCCAUUAUCAUUGCCCAAUAAUUUUACAACGAGAUUUAGCUUGACACCGUGAACUGGAAGUACGCUGAAAUCUGAAACUUGCUACUUGACAGGCAGCUUCAUUAGCUGGUUUCACUGAUCUGGACUUACUCUCAGAUGUAAUAACUUCGCUAUUCAAUCCUCUUUACUUAAUUUACAGCUUAAGCGUCUGGUUGAAAAAAAGCAGAACUUAUUUGAACUUCUUCGAAUUAGUUUGAAUUUACUGGCGAUGAAAAAUAUAAUUAUUCAAUGACAUUACCGAGAUCGGGGGGUUUGCUAUCGUAAACUUCUUAAUUAAAGAUACUGUAGUACGUUUCUCCGCAAGAUGAAUGGAUUGUAUCAUCCAAUUCUUCCUCUGGUGGCAGUAUAAAUCAGGGAUUAAUAGACGAACGACUACAAGGUUUAAAUGCUUUAUCGAUUAAAAUUCUAAAAUGAAUGAAUGAAACAUCACUAGGUCGUGACACAUGGAAGUCGAUGACUGGCCCUGAGGCCUCGUUACAAGAUAAUUGUAACAAGGAAGGGUUCAAUGCUGCGGUUAAGGAUCAGUUUUCCAAAGCAAGAAUUGGUAUAAUUGCCAAUACCCAAAAAGAGUGCGAAUCCUGUGAUUCCAGAAUUGGCUUUGGCACAGGUGGCUCUCCUGACAACUCCAACACCUGUGGAGUUGUCAGGAGAGGGUUUCCCAAAUCGAAUUUGCAAAAUCUCGUUUCCUAUCAAAAGCAACGAUUUGCUCGUUCUUAGUAAUAGAGAGGGACAUCUUAAUUUUAUGAAGUUAUCUGUAAGGACGCCAAAUGAUGGAACACUUAGCACUUUUCGAACAAAGUGAUGUGGGAGUUCUUUAGACUAAAGAUUUUAUAUUUUGAGCUUUCCACAGACUAAACAUUUUAUAUUUUGAGCUUUCCACAGACUAAACAUUACAUUUCAAUCUUUUUUAACAAAAAAAUAAUGCAGUCAAAAGUCGUUCAUGCACUCAUGAAUAAGAUAUUGGCGGAACAAAUUUCAAUUCCUUACCGAAACACCGAAAGGAAGACAUCGGAAAUAGCCCGUGUUUUGCGAAAUUCACGAAAGAAAAUUGAUAAUGUAAUGGAAUUAUCUGUAAGGACGCCAAAUAAUGGAACACUUAGCACUUUUCGAACAAAGUAAUGUGGCAAUUCUAAAGACUAAAGAUUUUAUAAUUCAAGCUUUCCAAGCCUUCUCCGUUUGACAGCGAAGUUUUUGUUUAUAUAUUUAAGUUGCGUCACGUUGUUCCUUUGCGUGGUUCAAAGUUCGCAUAGGCACAGACAAAUUACCUCUGUAAGAUCUUUUUGAAAAAGUGCCUACCACUACCGUGAACCAAAUCCAAAAUCUAAAGCUGACAAAUCGAUUUCCUUCGUUAGUUAAAUAUACAUAUAUGACGGUCUCAAUAAGGGGGAUGGCUUUUACGGGUAACAGUUCAAGUUUUGGUCAUUUUACAGCUAAUGAUUUAAAUUCGUCAAUUAUUGUGCUUAACGGCUAUUUUUUUUUCUUCCUUCCUUGGUAGGGCUGACGGUAAACCCCAUUGACACGCUCUUGUAUUCUUAUACCACUUAAAUGUGAUAUUAUUAUCAAUCCGUUUUAUUCACGUUGUCCUUGGGAAGCGUUAGCGAACAUAAAUUCCUAGAUGUAUCUGUUUUUCCCCAAAUUAUAGAAAAAUGAAUAAUUAUAUUUUCUCAACCGACAGGAACGGUCACCUUGGAAACCGAGGAUAAUCAAGAAACUUCACCACAGAUGUCUAGUCUGCUUUCCUUGGACAGGUUUCGAUAUUUGAAUGCUCCUAAACUUGACGAAAUCAUUACAUACGACGACUUUGAAUGCAUGUUUAGGUGUCUUCACCAUCCUCUGUGUGUUUCCGUGAACCUAGUUGCCAAAGGUGAACUGCGGUGCGAGUUACUGUCACCUCAUGAGAACAACAAUCCUAUCGAGUACGAAGAAAAUAAGAAUGCGCAUCAUUCUCAGCUUUUGGUAAGGGAUUAUCUUGAUCUUUAACUCAAACCGAUAGCUUAUUUGCAUCAAUGAAGUCCAAACGAAGAAUUUUCCUAAACUCUGUUUCACAUGGUAAGCGAGGAAAAUGCAAAUGCAUUGGGCAUAAUGUUCCUCACAAAGAACACGAGGUCGAGCUAUAAAAGGUCAUAACCUACUAAAUUAAUCAUUCAUUUUUAUCCAUUACAUUCUAGCUAGUUCUUCAGUAUUGUUCCCCAUUCUGAUGGCCCAAUUAUGAUGAAACAAAACAUGGGUUCAACUAUUUUCAUAUCAAAUCAAAAUGAUACCUGUUUAUCCCUACGUUUUAGUAUCAAUUUAGAGUUUUUGUAUAUGGAAGGAGGGUCUUAAAAGAACCUCACAUUUUCAGAAUGGUGAAGGUUUAUAAGAUAGAAGUUAAUUGCUUUAAGGGUUUAUGGUUAUUUAUUUAUUUCUGCUUCAGAAUGCUUGUGUAAGAAAUCCCUGCAAAAACAAUUCCACUUGCCGAAGCGAUUUUACUGGAAAAGGUUAUAUCUGUUUGUGUUCAACUGGGUUCAAGGGCCCGACUUGUCAAGAAGGUAAGACACGUUUUCAAUACUAAAAAAAUUAUACAAAAACAAACGAAAAAAAACACACGUGGACAUCACAGUUCGUGACGUAUUGCUCGAAACUCUCGGGUUUAAGGUCUAUAUAAUGUUGCAAACAAGUUUGGGUGGGCUUUUUAUAUCCUGGGGAUGGGAGGCGCUGAUGAAAAGAUUAAAAAAGCCUACACGAUCAUGAAGUUGGAAGCUAUUGCCCAUGUUAUCGACUAAUAAAGCAAAGAAAACUUUUUUCAGAUGUUGAUGAGUGUGCUGAGGGAUCACAUAAGUGCAGUGUUGAUGCUGUGUGUAACAAUACCAAGGGAUCUUUCAAAUGCAUAUGCAAACCAGGAUACCAUGGAGAUGGAUUGACGUGCGAGGGUAAAAUUUUCAAAUUUUCUCAUCCUUUUUAAUCCAAUUUAGCCAGCAUGGUAAUUAUCGAUCAGAAAUGUCUUUACAAUCAAGACCGACGGUUCUACUGUGAGAAUACCAUCUGCGACUUUGACAGGUGUUUCGUUCACUGUACACCACGAAGUUGCUUUUUUUUUGGCUUCCCCACUCAAGUUUAUAGUAUGUAAUAAGUACGAGAUUUAAAUAAACUUAUUAAGAUUGCUUAUCAAGCUACCAGUUUCACCCCAAAAUGCUAUUAAAUUAGCUUACAUUUGCUGAGUAAAAGUUUUUCGUCAGUUUUAAACGAAAUGUUACUUGUUCUGUGUAAUAUGCGUAUCAAGGCAUUAUCAGAUUGGGGUGGGUAUAUACUGAUCCAAAUACACCUCAACAAUACGCGAAAUACCCAUGUAAUUCUGUACUUCUCCUUAUUUUAGGUCCUUUCUCUCAUUCGUGCACAGAAAUUUACAAAAGUCAAAGGUACGUAAAAAUCGAUAAUUAUUUUUAGUUAAGUGUUAGGGUUGUGAAAGAAAACCCUAAAAAUAAAUCUAGAGGAUGCUGAACGUCUUCUCGAAAGAGUAAAAUUAAAACUAUACAGUAGAACCUUAACUGACGGUCCCUUGCAGACCAAGAAAUCUGGCCAUUUUAAAAUAAAGGUCGUUAUAGAAGGUUGGUUUGACAUUGCAUCUGUUUUUACAAAAAUCAGGUCUUUUUUGUCUUUCAAAAUCUUUCGUUACUGCGGGAGUAAACCAAGUUUUACCAUUCAGAAGAAAAUGCAUUUUGCCAAUAUAGAACGAAGAAGGCAUGUUAUGUGUUUCGCUAAAAUAAUUAACGACAACCAUGGUGUAUAUUCUUGUUAGCAAGAUGAAUCUGUCAAAGUUCCCCGCACGAGCCACUUUUUACUCAUUUUGCCAAUUUAUUCAUCAUUUCUCAGAUAUCAGGUCUACGUUGGAGACCUUGAAAAGCCUUGCUACGCGAUAAAUAUUCUUUUCUAUGCCAAAACGUUUCAAAUACUAAACAUAUCUCGAACUGGAAAAAGCUGCACGGCCCUGUGUGCUGUGAGAGAAUUGAACAAAGGAUCAAGAAGAGAGAGCGACACUAGGUCCCCAUGUCAUGGUAUACAGCCAAAAAGCCAGUUCAUAGUAACAUAGUUGUUACUCCACGUAAAUCAAUAAAUAAAUGAAACAAAUAAUUAACACGUAGAAAAAACGACUUAGCCUCAGUUCACAGGAGAAUAGAGCUUAUCAACUUCUAGUGGAUUAUGCGAAGGUCAAUGUUUACUGUCACAUGACUGAUGAACUUGACAGCUGCGGGGGUGGUGGAUGGACUAUGGUAAUGAAAAUGGCCGGCGAGAAGGUAUCUUGCUUCUCAUCACUAUUAAACUUGAUGCAAAUGUUCUAUUGAAAUGGAAAAAUUUAACAGGUGACCUGUUGAUGAAAGGAACUAUCAUCAGUAUGCGCGAUAUACUGUCCCUUAAUGUAUAUCAAAAUAAUUGAGUUGAUAAUGGAAAUUGGCCACCGACUGUAAAGAGUUUCAAAGCUUACUUAGCACCGACUGCACGGAUGACACUUUCCCCUUUUCAAUCUUCCUUGUAAAGGAUGACAUGACCAAGCUUUAUCCUUCGAACAUUGGCAACGUAAACCUAACGUGGAAUUUCAAAUUCAUAAAUGAAUUCAGACGAAUGUUUAGCCUCAAUAUUUAUUCACCUAAAAGACUGACCCAAAAAAAAAAGCAACCAGGAAAGCGAAAAACAACAAUAAUAAUGAUAACAGCCUUGAGGCUCAAUGCCGAAGGCCUCAAAUUUACGUAAACUAGACAGAUCAAGUUCCCCACUCUUGCUGUAAGAACAUUUCGAAUCAUUUUACCCGUUGUGAUUCUAAAAAUUAUUUCCAAAUCGAUUCAACCAUCAUUCAAUUAACUUCAAAUUUUCCAUCUACAUAGCCAAACUUCAACUAUGAUUCAGAACUUUGGAAUAACACUGAUGACUUCAAUCCUAAAGGUGGGGAGACUGGGUUUGACUUAAAUGAGACGAAGCUACCGACUUACUGGAAAACAUCGUUCUCUAAGAUUUGUCUUGGAAUGAAGCUCGGCAAUCUUUCAAGGUUCAUUGUCAUCAAAAAGGAAGCCAGCUCUUUGUACUCGCUGAUCGCCGACGGACAUUAUCGUAAAACAUCACUGAGUCGUGACACAUGGAAGUCGCUGAUUGGCACCGAGGCAUCUUUACAAAUAAAUUGCAAUAAGGAAGGGUUCAAUGCUGUAGUUAAAGAUCAGUUUUCCAAAGCAAGGAUUGGUAUCAUUGCCAAUAACCAAAAGGAUUGCAAAUCCUGUGAUUCCAGAAUUGGCUUUGGCACAGGUGGCCCUCCUGACCACUCCAACACGUGUGGGAACACUGCAAGACACGGAGGAGAAAAUGGCGACAAAGACAUCAAAGCCAUGGGCUACAUCUUGGUUCAGUGA
This is a messenger RNA of Pocillopora meandrina, 11358 nucleotides long. NCBI's taxonomy places the organism in Eukaryota, Metazoa, Cnidaria, Anthozoa, Scleractinia, Pocilloporidae. The record is from the annotation of a GenBank genome assembly.